This is a messenger RNA of Pleurotus ostreatus (oyster mushroom), 1242 nucleotides long. RefSeq lists its product as uncharacterized. Lineage: Eukaryota; Fungi; Basidiomycota; Agaricomycetes; Agaricales; Pleurotaceae. Bases 1 to 1242 code for a protein of 413 amino acids. The transcript is spliced from 2 exons. The record is from RefSeq and is a predicted model, not a curated record.
AUGAGCGAUGAAGUGGCUGACCUCAACUCUCCCACUGGACUUCCUAUCGACCUGGUCUGCGACAUCAUCGCCUUCGUCGAUGGCGACGAUGAUGAAUACGUAGACCGCUACACCCCAGACUAUAGAGUCCUCACACUCGCAGCGUGUUCUCUCGUAUGCAAGGCAUGGUCAAAUAUCGCCCGCGCGCACAUCUUCGGCUCCUUCGCCAUCCGUUACACGAGUUUCGAGUCUCGCCUCUCUUUCCUCCACUUCACAGCUCCCCACCUCGGUGGGUACGUGCGUGAGCUCAUCAUCUGGGGAGACAACAGCAACAACACGGGCUUGACCCCCCCACAGUGGACGCCUUCCGCCUUCCGCCGGUUCAGUAAUCUACAUUCCCUGUCUUUCUACCAUGUCACUGGGAAGUGGUCAAGCCUACCGGUGCCCCUCGCAGUAGGUAUUACAACCCUUCUCGCUGCCCCUGGCCUUCAGAAGCUCCGGCUACAGUGGUGGGACUUUGGAACAGACGUUGAAAGCAUCCAGAACAUGCUUUCUCUCUGUUCUACCUCUCUUAAGGAUUUAAGCCUCGUAUAUGUCGACUGUCACGGGGAUCCCCAUGCGAAUGCACAGGCCCAUGUAUUAUCGCCUGUAAAUAUGGUGGCUCUUUCUAAAUUGCGGUUGGUUUGCGUCCACCACCCGCGUCUAUCGGAUGCCUUCAUUGAAUGCCCCAACCUCGAAUCCAUGACGGCGGAAAUAGAGAAAGGACGACUGUUUGUUCCGUUGGGGGUGAAAGACUUGAGCCUGAUUAUUAACCCUCGGGCAGAGUUCCCCAAAUUUGAAAAGAUGAUCCGCCUCUCGACACUCGGGAUCAGAACCCCUGCUACUCCACCCACAACGCUAUCCAACAUUCAGGAAUGGAUAAACGGUAUCGAUAAUCUCCCAUACCCCGACCUCCUUGAACAACUCACCGUUGAACUCUCGCACGACCGCGCAGUAACGGAAUAUCCCCGGCUCGCCGAAUACAAAGCUUUCUCUGCCUCCCUGACUCGACUUCGUAACCACAGUGGAUUGAAGCGUAUCAGUAUUUCUAUCAUGAUAUUCACUCAUGCUGUUCCAUCGGAAGACUAUUCUUCUCACCAAGCGCGGGAAGAAGCAAAGCUGAAGGAUGGGUUUGCAUCUCUAUUAGGACCAGGCGUGGAUGUUCGACUAUCUGUUCGAGGGUCAAGGUGGUCCGAGUCCGUCUUCGUGGAUUGUCGCGUGUAG